This is a messenger RNA of Cavia porcellus (domestic guinea pig), 1426 nucleotides long. It is a transcript of the gene Ppif, whose product is annotated as peptidylprolyl isomerase F. The transcript is spliced from 6 exons. Gene Ontology annotation, molecular function: peptidyl-prolyl cis-trans isomerase activity. Lineage: Eukaryota; Metazoa; Chordata; Mammalia; Rodentia; Caviidae. Bases 80 to 712 code for a protein of 210 amino acids. Gene Ontology annotation, cellular component: mitochondrion. Gene Ontology annotation, biological process: regulation of mitochondrial membrane permeability involved in programmed necrotic cell death; cellular response to hydrogen peroxide; protein folding. The record is from RefSeq and is a predicted model, not a curated record.
CGCGAGACUCGCUUCCUGUGCGCUGCCGGGCCUAUCUUCUGCGCUACGCUAGCGGGUUUCUGUCGCACCCGCGUCCGCGAUGCUGGCUUUGCGCUGCGGCCCCCGCCUGCUCGGCCUCCACUCCGGCGCCCGGUCCGCGCCGCUGCGUCUCUCUGCGGUCCCGGUCCGCGCCUGCAGCAGCGGUGACGCUCGCGACCCGACCUCUUCCUCCGGGAACAGGAAUCCACUUGUUUACCUGGACGUGGGCGCCGACGGGCGGCCCCUCGGCCGCGUGGUGCUGGAGCUGAAAGCAGAUGUCGUCCCAAAGACAGCAGAGAAUUUCAGAGCACUGUGCACUGGAGAGAAAGGCUUCGGCUACAAAGGCUCCACAUUCCACAGGGUGAUCCCAUCCUUCAUGUGCCAGGGAGGCGACUUCACCAACCACAAUGGCACGGGGGGCAAGUCCAUCUAUGGGAGCCGCUUUCCCGAUGAGAACUUCACGCUGAAGCACGAGGGGCCAGGUGUCCUGUCCAUGGCCAAUGCAGGCCCCAACACCAAUGGCUCCCAGUUCUUCAUUUGCACCAUAAAGACAGACUGGUUGGAUGGCAAGCAUGUGGUGUUCGGUCAUGUCAAAGAGGGCAUGGAUGUCGUGAAGAAAAUAGAAUCUUUCGGCUCUAAGAGUGGGAAGACAUCCAAGAAGAUUGUCAUCACGGACUGUGGCCAGUUGAGCUAACUGGUGGUCAGGGUGCUGGGACAUUAGCAGCUGACCCAUCCAGGUCACCACUGGGGAUUCUUAGCCAAGGUGCCUAGAAGAAGCUGCUGUCCCUGUGUUCUUGAAGGAGGCCACUUAGGGAUGUGCACCUCCUCCAGGGCCUCGUGUCUGCCUUCCUCACCUGCCCACCAUAGCCAGCAUCACACACCCCUCAGCAGGCGCUGCCUGCAGUUACCCGAGCUCCUCUGUGCCUUGGACACUGGUGGUUGUGAUGGGAUAGCAUUCAGUCACCUGACUGGGAGACAGCCAGUUGCUGCCAAAGGACUGUGAUACCUGUUUACUGUUGUCUUCCUAAUUGCAAUAACUUAAUUAACAACAUAGCCUAGAAAUGAAGCUGUGACAUGAUCUGGGUUGGUGGCGGUCAUAGAGCCCCAGAUCCUGGCUGUUACAACACAACUCAGGGCUCGUGUGACAGCUCCCAUGACUGAGGUCACUGUGAAACUCAAUGGUUCACUGCAUUCAACUCUGAACCUGGAAGCCAAGCUGCUGUGAGUGGCGCCUACUCAAUGUGAAUUCCUGUGUGGCAAUGGAAGUGGCCCUGGAGGAAAAUACUUCUUGUGGGCUUUGCUUUGUCAAAGUGUGUUGAAUAAAUCCAAUCCACUGAUGAUGUAUAUGAAAGAUUUUGGAACACUUGUGUUACACCUUUAACAUGAUAAUAAAUUGUAUUUUCUACAA